Mucor velutinosus is the source of this 849-nucleotide messenger RNA. RefSeq lists its product as uncharacterized. NCBI's taxonomy places the organism in Eukaryota, Fungi, Mucoromycota, Mucoromycetes, Mucorales, Mucoraceae. The transcript has 2 exons. Gene Ontology annotation, molecular function: DNA-binding transcription factor activity, RNA polymerase II-specific; RNA polymerase II cis-regulatory region sequence-specific DNA binding. Bases 1 to 849 code for a protein of 282 amino acids. The record is from RefSeq and is a predicted model, not a curated record. Gene Ontology annotation, biological process: regulation of transcription by RNA polymerase II.
AUGUCUAAUGCAAAUAUGAUUGUCAAAGGAGAGAAUAAUUACUCCGAUUUGACAGAUCAGGAACUCAACCCUCACAUCCAAUACGCUGAACGACCAAUGAUGGCACCACUAGAGUCUUGGAUGGCCGCUGCUAGUGCUCCCUCUCAGCCUUCCAACUCACAGCAAUCGCAUUACUACAAUUCAAAUGAAAAUGGCUCUUUCUUACCUACACCUCCAGGCUCAACCCACCCCAGACAGUCCCCGCAGCUUCAUCAACUACCCCAAUCUUUACAGCAGCAGAAUGGCUUCUCUAAUCACGAAUUUAUGUCAAACAGCUCGAACGUACCUGCAAAUUAUCAACGUUCACUUCAGCAUUCUCAUCAAGUAUAUUCCCCAUCGCCCUCGCCACCAAGAUAUAGACAAGGCAGCAUCGCAAGCGAUUCCUCCAAUCCAUCAUCGAUACCCUAUGGUGAUUUAGAUGACCAUCCUUCCCAGUCAGGUCGAAACUAUGCAGGAGGUGGUGGUGGUACUACAGGUGGUACCAAAAUGACCGCCAAUAAGCGGGAUAAGGCAUUGGAGAGAAACCGACAAGCUGCUCUCAGAUGUAGACAAAGAAAAAAGGAAUGGCUCAAUCAACUUCAAUCCAAUGUUGACAUACUAACAAAGGAAAACCGGGCCCUUGAGCAACAAUCAUUGACGCUUCGAGAAGAGAUUUUAAACCUGAAAACUGUAUUGCUGGCGCAUAGAGAUUGCUCGCAUGCACAUUUAACUGCAAAUAGCAUAAACUUUGAUACUCUGCUCUAUCGACCUUCCAGCAAUCCGAACGCUGCUGGCGCAAGCACAUCUUCCAAUAGCACUGCACCCAUUUAA